ACCGUCACUAGGGGCGCCCGAGUGGGGAGAACGCUCCCAGGGGCCUUGGGGGGAACCAAUCAGAUCGGCGCUACGCGGCGCGGCUGACCUCGCGUCCACCCUUGGCAGCCAAUCACAGGUCGCCGUGGGCUACGUAGCGCCUGCCCGGGCUUGGCCGUGGCAGCGGCGGGGCCCCGGAGGUCGUGGUGCGGGGCUUCCCGCGCAGCGCCUCGCGGGCCGGGGGCGUCCGGGGAUAGAGGCUCGGGGACGCCGGCUGAGAGGGUGGCCGUGUGUGUGGAGGAAGUGCUGGGACUUGUGGCCACACUUGUCAGGAGCCACAUUAGAAAUGGAGCAGCCAUUCGUGUUAGAUGAUGAAGAGCAAGAUCCAGAGCCACAGCAGAGGUCCCAAGAACCCAUUCAGGUCCUCGAUGAAGAUGCGGAUGACGAUGCUGAGCUCAUCUUUGUAGGGGUGGAGAAUGUAAAGGAAGAUGCUGAGCUCAUCUUUGUUGGAGUAACUUCAACUUCACAACCAGCCAACUCCAACAUUUUGAACAGAGUCACUCCAGGUUCACGGUUAAAAAGAAAGUAUGACCGACUCAGAGAGACCUCUACGGGACGAUUGCAGCCCUCACGUCCUGCCCCCCCAGCAGAGGCAGUGAUUGUCUUGCCAGCGUCUCCAGCUGAAUCGAGAUCAACAGAUAGCCCUAUUAUUAUUGAGCCUUCGUCCGAGUCUGAUUAUAAAAGUAACUCACCACAAGUUGUGCCUAGUAGUUCUUCAAAGUGUUGUUCACCUCUGGUUACACUCUCGAGUUCAGAGAGCAGUCCAGUAAAGGCAGCGCUUUCAGGAGGAGAUGUGAAGGAAAAUUUGUAUGUAUCGAAGUGCCAUUUUUCCAUAAAUCCACAGAGGCCUGAAAAUAGUAUUGAGAUCCACACCACCUGUCUGCGCUGCCACCGGCAGUUCGAUUCCCCGUUCCAGCUGGAGUGCCACAUUGACCGUGUGCACACGGCGCCAGACCCGUCCGUGGUCUGCAAAAUCUGUGAAUUGUCGUUUGAGACCGACCAAGUCCUUUUACAGCACAUGAAGGACAAUCACAAGCCCGGGGAAAUGCCGUACGUGUGCCAGGUCUGCAAGUACAGAUCGUCGGUCUUCGCUGAUGUGGAGACACACUUU
Mastomys coucha (southern multimammate mouse) is the source of this 1150-nucleotide messenger RNA. Its product is annotated as zinc finger protein 280B-like. Gene Ontology annotation, molecular function: DNA-binding transcription factor activity, RNA polymerase II-specific; RNA polymerase II cis-regulatory region sequence-specific DNA binding. The annotation marks the transcript as partial. Gene Ontology annotation, biological process: regulation of DNA-templated transcription. The transcript has 3 exons. The record is from RefSeq and is a predicted model, not a curated record. NCBI's taxonomy places the organism in Eukaryota, Metazoa, Chordata, Mammalia, Rodentia, Muridae.